AUGUAUGGUAAAACAUUUGAAUAUACUUUUGCGUACCAAUAGGGCUUGUAAGUACCUUAUUGCAUGUUGCGAACAAUAUUUUUAAAUCACCGUCAUCAGCUGUUUUAUAAAGCAACGGCCUUGGUCCAGCGACAUUUUGGCAAAUUCGUAAGUUCAGCUUUUAGUAAGCACGUCAUUAAGAGAAUUGACUUCAUAUUCUGCAUUUUAAAAUCUUUCUACAUCUUUGAGCUCGCAAGAUUUUUUAUAAUUUUUAAUAAUUAUCAUUGUAUCCUUAAUACAUCAUGUUUUUUUAAUUUAUUCUUUGUAGAAUAUAUUAGUGAUAAUUAGUAGACAUAAAAAAAUGAUGUAUAAUGUUACGUGUGUAUAAUUAAUACAUUUAGGAUAUUUUUCAUUACACAAAACUUUACGUAUUGUAAUUCAUAUGGGAUAUUCCAAAGAUAGAAAAUUUUCAUAAUAGAUUCUUUCAGCGGUUGGCAAUCGAUACUUCCUCAGCGAAAAUGUCAAGGUAUCUAUAGUAUAAAGUGGUCAAGAAAUUGUCUUUUAUAUUACAGUUAAUACAUAAGCAUAAUAUGUUAUUCCGGAUACUUUUUCUUAAUUUAAUGUUAGUUAAUUUUAUAUAAAUAAUUUAUUUUUCCUAAUAUUCUUAGUUUAUUAUUGUCCCGCAUACGAAGAAAGGAAUUAAUAGCAAAAAGAAACAUUUCAAACAUUUCAAAUUCUUCAAUAAGAUUAUUAAAAUAUAUGCAUAUACAUUAAAUUGUCCAUGUGACACAUACUAUGAAUUUUAAUGUCAAAAUUCUGUUAAAAAUAUGUAAAUACAAGUGAUUUAAAAAUUAAUUUAUUCCAUAGAAGCUAAUUUUGUAAAAAUUCUAUUUGAGUCAACAUUCUGUAAUAUUCUGCAUAAUUGUUUGUAUGUUUAUAAAUUUUUUUUUAUUAUUCUCUUUUUCAAAAUCGUUCUCUUAUUUUUUUCUAACAUUAUUAUUACUAUUUAAUAUAAACUCAAGCGUAACAUGAGAGUCGGUGGGUCAAAUGAUUAAUCGCAGAAAUUUGUUAACGCCUUUUAACAAAGUAGGCUAAUCAUCACUUAGCCAUACAUAUCAAUAUAUCAAACUACUGUUAAGAGAGUUGAACCGGUCGACAAGGAAAACACAUCAGCGCGGCAAUCAAGGAUUGAGUCGGAAGUCGGUUUGAUCGAUAUAUGCAAUGCGGACCAUUAAACCUUGCGAAAAUUCGCUUAUUCGCUCUUCAUCUUUUAAAAGCCUUCCACGUUUCUCUCAGCGAUAACGUCGAGUAUUUGGAGAUGUAUGAGGGCGAUUUGAACCAUAUCUCUCGCGGGAAAGAGAAAAAAUAAAAAAAAUCCGGGAAGAAGCGAAAGGCCAACGGACCUGCAAAAAUCCGCGAAGCGUGGAACUGAUGUAUAUCCAUUUGCAUAAAUCAUUAUUUUCACGGCGUUGGCUUUAGCCCGAAUGUUCGUUGAAAUAUGGACGCUUUUCUUAGGAACACCGGAUUAACAAUGGACGGCGACGAGAUCAACACCGCUGAAAUGUCCGCAAUGGUCUUUUAUUCAAAGAUUUCGGAGAGCAGAAUGAAAGAAUGAGCGAGCGAGUGAGAGAAGUCGGUGGAGUAAAUUAAAAAAUCUAGUUCUGCCAAUGCCACGGGAUUGCGACACGCGAAGGAAGACCGUUUUGGGGGGAGGAAGACUCUGGGGUAUAAAAGGUCGAAAUGUCUCCGAGCAGAUGCUCAACUCAUCGCCCUGACAUCACACGGCUAACAUGAAGCUCCUCCUGUUCAAGCUUGUGGUCUGCUGCGCGGCGGUUCUAGCAGCGCCGGCCGAUAAGGAGAAGAGGGACAUCUUGCCGGGUGAUCCACGCUACGGAACCGACAAUCAUCAAGAGCAUCAAGCGCAUGACGAACAUCACGAGCAUCACGCGAACGAGAAUGAGGUACAACCCCAACCGUCCUACGGACCACCCAACCAUGUACCCAGCAAGCCUUUGGGAACUGAUGAAUUUGCGAUCAAUGAUGCUGACAAAACUCCCGCCUCCAUCCUCGUGCCAGCUACCUCCUACGGGAUACCCGAUAGCACUCAGGUGAUCAAAAUCUCGCCGAAAUCGUUCAGUCAUAGUGGAUUUCUUUUCGGCGACUUUUUUGGACCCACCUUUGAUGAGAAAACCGCUGCCCUAAUCAAGACGACCAUCCAGGAAAGCCCGAAAUUCGACACUGUGCACGUACACAAGUCCGCGACCCCCGAGGUCCAUCAUGACGUCCUGGAGAAAUCAGCGGUCGUUCACAAGACGGAGCACACUCCGAAGUCCAUCUCUCUUCCGCAAGCGAAGACGACGACAUCUCAUGUGCCCACUGAGAUCCAAGGUGUGUUUCAGCACGACAUACCCACGUUUACUUCUGCUUUCGGCGGCUUCCCCAGCUACGUCUCGUACCCCUCGUACCCCUCGUACAGCAAUAUACCCGUGAAAACCUUGGAUCAUCAUGUGCAAGUGAAAGUACCCCACCCGUACCACGUACCAGUGACCAAGCACGUCCAGGUCCCCGUUCCCGUCCCGCACACCGUCGAAGUCCCGAAACCCUACUACGUCCGCGUGCCCCAGCCUGUUCAGGUCACCGUGAAUCGCCCGUACCCCGUGGAAGUGCCCCGCGCGGUGCCGUACCCCGUACAUCACUACGUAAAAACCGCAGUCCCGACGAUUGCUAAUCAGCACCACCUGAUACUGGAUACCAAGGCCAGUCCGUUCCAGACUUUCUACGAGAACAUCCAAUCAACAUUCCAAAACCCACCGUCUUUCCCAAAUCCCUUCGAGAACAUUGACCUGUCCUCUUACGUACCGUCCUUCCCCAAUUUCAUACCUUCCUUAGGCUCGUUUAUUCCUUCCCCGCAGCCAGCCCCAGCCACGGCCGACCACGUUAACGUGUUCUCUUCGGGCGACUCGAUUACGGUGGACAAUCCGGUGCUGAAGACCAAGCCCACCGUCGUGCAACCGAUCAUCACGCAUCACACCAAGACGCACACCAAGGGCUCCUCCACCGCGUGCGCCGGAUGUAUCGUCACCUCCGCAAGCAACAAGCAGAAUCAUGUGCAACCCACCGAUGCCAACGGUGCCUACGUAUACUAGGAUACAUACCUUGUAAUGUAAUGGACGUUGAAUAGGCUACUGGAAUUUAUUAGUGGAAUAAUACAUAUUACGCCGAAGGAUCGCUCCUUAUUUCUGACGUGUCAAAUUGAAAUUGGAAAGUUUGUUUGCCCUUUUUUUUACCUUUAUAACAGUACAUUUUUAUUAAUUUAACUCUUGAAUACAUAAAAGGAGAAUGUUUGAAAACUUGUAUAGUUACUUUCCUGAUGAUACUCAUACAUUAAAUCGAGCUGUUUGAAAGAACAU
This is a messenger RNA of Vollenhovia emeryi, 3389 nucleotides long. RefSeq lists its product as uncharacterized. The record is from RefSeq and is a predicted model, not a curated record. NCBI's taxonomy places the organism in Eukaryota, Metazoa, Arthropoda, Insecta, Hymenoptera, Formicidae. The transcript is spliced from 6 exons. The coding region runs from base 1770 to 3125 and encodes 451 amino acids.